Messenger RNA from Ruditapes philippinarum (Manila clam), 2182 nucleotides. Its product is annotated as secernin-2-like. The transcript is spliced from 6 exons. Bases 256 to 1521 code for a protein of 421 amino acids. The record is from RefSeq and is a predicted model, not a curated record. Lineage: Eukaryota; Metazoa; Mollusca; Bivalvia; Venerida; Veneridae. Gene Ontology annotation, biological process: proteolysis. Gene Ontology annotation, molecular function: cysteine-type exopeptidase activity; dipeptidase activity.
AUAGUAUGCAUUGCAUCACUGAACAAGUGAUUUUUGCCAAUGACGGAUUUUAACGAACGAACUGGUUUAUUAGGCCGGUUUUAACCGGACAAGAAUAUAAGUUUGUGUAUGUUAGACUUUUAUUUGGUGUAUCUUGAAGACGCUUAUUAUAUAUUUUAAGCAGGAAGAAUUAUAGUAGAUCUAGUUGUAUGAAAAUGAUUAAUGCUGGAAUCUAAAUGUGCUACAAAACGUUCAGGAAACCUAAAAGUUUAAACCAUGUCGGAUAUAUUUGUUGUUCUCCCGCCUCUAACAGCCGAUAACUGCGUUCUCUUCGCCAAAAAUUCCGACCGGCCGCCGACAGAAGUGCAAGAGGUAGUCUAUUAUCCGCCGGCGGAUUAUUCAGCGGGAUCAAAACUUCAUUGUACGUUUAUUGAUGUGGACCAAAUAAGUCAUACCCAUGCCGUUAUUUUGAGUAAACCAGCCUGGUGCUGGGGUGCCGAAAUGGGAGCAAAUGAACAUGGCGUUUGUAUUGGUAACACCGCCGUGUGGACAAAACUGUGUCACCCUGGGGAUCACGAGGAGAAGCUAACCGGAUGUGACUAUGUAAGACUAGGAUUAGAGCGCGCUAGUACAGCAAGAGAAGGUGUAAAUGUAAUUACAAAUUUGCUGUCGCAGUACGGGCAAGGGGGAUUAUCCAGUGAGGACCAUAAUUUUGGACAAUGGACAUACCACAGUGCUUUUAUUUUAGCUGAUAGUUCUGAAGCAUGGCUACUUGAAACUGCCGGAAAGUUUUGGGCUGCGAAAAAAGUAACGAGUGGUACCUUAAUAGCCACGAGCACUUUAACUAUAGGAGAUGAUGCGGAAAUUACAUCAGCCGAUUUAUCUGCGCAGGCGCAGUCAGGUGGUUUCUGGAAAUCUGAAGAUGGUCCAAUUAAUUUUUCCAAAGCAUUUUCUGCGGAAUAUCCCGGUAUUUCAUUGUCUGACAAACAAAUGCCGGAAAACAGACUGCAGUGUAUUAAACGUGGUCUAGAUGUAGCUGCUUGUGAAGGUAAGAUAGACGUGAAUACAAUAGUUGGAAUCCUUAGAGACGAGGACAGUAGCGUCAAUUUUGUUGGAGAGCUUUUAACAGUCGGAAGCCAAGUGUCUGUGAUUUCCCCUCCCAAUUCCAGCCAGCCAUCUUGUCACUGGUUUACUGCGACGCCCAAUGCAAAAUAUUCCGUUUUCAAGCCUUUUAUAUUCUGUGACAAUAUUACUUUUGGUAACUACACCGUGUCUUCAACGUCAGGAGGGACCGCAAGAUCAACAUUUCAAUCGUCUAUUGAUCGCAGACAUCCGCUCUACAAGGCGCAUGAAAAGGGGAGAGAACUCAUGGAAACCGGAAGUCCAGCUGGAAAAAAUUUGCAGACGACAAUGCAAAACUUGGAAAAACAGUGUUUAAGGGAAGUAACUGAGUUUUUGAGAACUUUCAAGGAAACAGACAUUAGUGAUGUGAAAGACCUAUUUAGAGACAUUGCAGAAUCCGAAGCUAAGUUCUAUCAUUGAAUUUUUCAAAGAUGGCCGUUAGACCAACUGUUUAUGGUAUAUGACAUUAACUUUUUGCAAGCUUAUGGUUGUGCUUUUUUAAAUAUCAACGGUAUGAGAAACUUACAUCAAAUCUUAAUGUGAAUCAUAUUUCGGUUCAUUGAAUACAUCGAUUCAUCGGCUAUGUGAAACACAAAGUUUUGAACGUUAUUUUUUCAAGCUUACAAUAUUUUUAGUCCCCUACCGGUUUACCGGAGGGGACUUUAGGUUUACCCUCCGUCCGUCUGUCCGUCCGUCUGUCCGUCCGUCUGUCUGUCAGUCCGUCAGUCCGUCCGUCCACAAAACUGGAUCCCGCGAUAACUUGAAAAGUACUGAAAAUAUUUUUAUGAAACUUGAUAUAUGGAUAGAUGGCAGUAUGGAGAUUAUGCACGUCUUUUUCUUUUCUUCCUAUGUUGAAAAUUCUGGUUGCUAUGGCAACAAAUAGGCUGAAAAUAUGGCAAAUUUUACACAUAAACUGGAUCCAGUGAUAACGCAAAAAGUACUGAAAAUAUUUUUAUGAAACUUGAAUCUCUAGCUGGAGAUUAUGCACGUCUUUGUUUUCUUCCUAUAUGAAAAAUUUGGUUGCUAUGGCAACAAAUAGACUUAAAAUAUUGCAAAUAUAACAAAAAGUACUAAAAUAUUU